AUAGACAACCAUUUAUAUAUUAUUUAAACAAACUCGUGGUAUAUAUAUAAAACCUUGGAAUGUAUAAUAUAUAUUUUUCACAUUUAUACAUUAAAAAAUAAAAAAACUUGAACAUGUUUCAUGAUGAGGUUAAAACAAAUGACGAUAUUGUAAAAGGGACUAAUGAUGAUGCUACAGUCAGUAGAUUAUCAGCUGUUAAUUUAGGAUAUAUUAAGGAUCCUUUUGUUCAUUUCUUUGUUAAACGCGCUACUCGACGUUUACCUAUUAUCAAUAGAGGAACUUUUCUUCGUUGUUAUUCUAUUGAUUCAAUUAUAUCUCAAUUUUUAAGUAUGCAAGGACCUAAAAAGCAAAUUGUAACAUUAGGCGCAGGAUUUGAUACAAGAUACUUUAAUAUCAAAUCAGGUUAUUUAGAUAAAGACAAUAUGCAACUGUCAGAUCAGUUAUUGCGCUAUUUUGAAGUUGACUUUCCUGAAAUUACAAUGAAAAAGGCAAUGAUGAUAAAAAAGCAUAAAGAAUUACUUCAUCUUUUAGACAAUGUCAAUCAAGUAAAAAUUGAAAGAGGAGGAAUGGAUUUAAAAAGUCCAGAUUAUUGUCUAUUAGGUGGUGAUUUAAGAGAAUGGACAACGUGUUCAAAGAGAUUAAUAGAUGCUGGAUUAGAUUUUCAAGCACCUACCUUAUUUUUAUCUGAAUGCGUCUUUAUUUAUCUUCCCCCUGAAGACUCAACACAUAUUCUAAAGUGGAUUACAGAUUACAUGAAAAAUACAAUGUUUACUUUAUAUGAGCAAAUUCGACCCGAGGAUGCGUUUGGUAAAAUAAUGAUUCGAAACCUAAGAAAUCGAAAUAUUGAAUUAAAGGGGAUCUAUGCAUUUCCUGAUUUAACUCAUCAAGAAAGACGUUUUAAAGACUUGGGCUGGCAGAAUGCAAAGGCAGUCGAUAUGAAUACCAUUCAUGAUACAUAUUUGAGUAGAGCUGAAAUGUCAAGGUAAAAUGAACUUGUAUAAAAAAAAAAUGAAUAUUGAAGUAUUUAAUUUAUAGAACCAUAGAAUAUCAAAAUUAGAGAUGCUGGAUGAACUUGAAGAAUGGCAUUUAUUAUCUGCUCACUAUUGCGUUGCUUGGGCUUUUAAUUCUGUGGACUAUCAAGAAGCCUUUUGUCAUAUUCAAUUAUCCUAAUUUAUCAAUGAACAACUGACUUUUAAUUUCAAUUAUUAUUUAGUCGUUGUCCUAGUAACAAUUUACAUUUAUCAAAUGACUUGAAAUGGAUGAUAAGAGAACCCAAAUAAAUAUAUUUAUAUAUGCACUCACAUGAUGCCCUUAUUUUUAUGUUCCUUUAUUUUAUUUUUGAG
Molecule: messenger RNA, 1343 nt
Organism: Cokeromyces recurvatus
Lineage: Eukaryota; Fungi; Mucoromycota; Mucoromycetes; Mucorales; Mucoraceae
Product: leucine carboxyl methyltransferase
Exons: 5
Coding region: 114-986 (290 amino acids)
Biological process (GO): C-terminal protein methylation
Molecular function (GO): protein C-terminal leucine carboxyl O-methyltransferase activity
Source: RefSeq, a predicted model, not a curated record